UCCCGGGUGAUGGCCACGCAGGAGAGGUGGGGAUAGGUUCCUGGUUCCCACUGCCCGGCUUCUGGGUCCGAGGCCUCCCAGUCGGCCAAAAGCCGGGUAGAAGAGAGCGCCCAGGACUGGCGGCGCUGGAUGGGGUCUGAGUCGGGGACGGCGGCGCGGGUGGGCCAUGCUCCGGCACUCCCCAUCGCUGUGGGAGCUGGUGGAGGAGCACGUUCCACUCCAGGAGCGACCUGAAGUGAAGAGCAUUCUGGGGGAGGCGGCGGUGGACCUUAGCCUGGAGCUGCGGGCGGAGGUGGCGAUGUUACGGGCACUGCUCCAAGAGGCUCGAUCCUCUCAAGCCCCCAGCUCCCGCCCCAUCUCUGACCCCUCUUCUCUUCUGGCACCACCGCCUCUCCUAAAGGACCUCGUGCGCCAGGAACUCCGGCAGUUGCUCCAGGGUCUCCGCCACAAAGCGAUCUUUGAGGGCAGGGAUCAGGCCCAAGCUUGGGUCAAGUAUAGCCCCAGGGUCCUGCGCUUUGCCUUGGAGGAGCCCAGGUGUGAUUUGCCAGAACAGGAGGUAUUCCAGAUGAGAGGUGGUGUGCCCAGCAGUCACAGAGACCUCAGCAUCAUCAAGGACCAACUGAACGUGUCCAACAUUGACCAGGUGGCCAGACACCUGAGGGGCCUUCUGGAGGAGGAGUGUCACACCUUGGAGAGGGAGAUCCCCAUCCUGCAGCGUUGCCUGGAAGAGGAGUAUAUGAGGCCUUGCCACCCCUCUGAGGCAGCCUUGGAGCCCACCCUGGCAGAGCUAAGGGAACAGAAGAAGGCCAUGGAGCAGGAGCUGUGGGUAUCUGUGAGGCCUUCUCACGUGUCUCCCAACCGCAGCGGCCCUUGGGGUCCUCCAUGCAGGGCCUCAGCCCCCUGCCUUGCCUCUGCGGGGCUGCUAGAGUUCGGGCUGCCCCUCUCCAGUGCCACCUGCCUGCACCUCCUCUGGAGCGCUGCCCUCGACCUCGAGGCCAGGCAGCCAUCCACCGCUGGGGACGGCAGCUUCAGUACAGCCCCAGGGAAAGGCCAGUUUCCACGCCCACAUCCAGCGCAGCACCCCAGGCCCCAGCCUGAAGGGCUGGUCACCAAGUGGGCUCCAGCUUAUGCCAGGACGUGCCCAUCUGCCGCUGCCACCUCAGCUGCCUUGGCCCAGCCAGCUUCAGAUCUGGUCUUGGAUGAGCUCUCGCCAGGACCCCAAGGCUGUUCAUCUGUCUGGCCCUUGCCCUACCCUCUCAGAUCCUUGGUGUCUGGAGCUGAUGGCCCGGCAUCUCUCCCAAUCAUCAAAGCCUUUGGCCUUUCUCCUCCCAAGCCUCCACAAAGGCCUGGAAGACAGAGGUUCCAUUCCAGCCUGACUCUUGUCCCCUGGGGGACCCAGACAAAACACAGCAGCCACUCAGAGACAGGAAUAGAAAUUUCAUUAAAAUCUAUGGACUUUAAAAUGCUAGUGGUGCACGAUGGGCAGGGAUGGGCAGUGCACCGUUAUUGCUACAGAGGAUCAGAGGUGGCGUGGCUGGGGCUGUCACUGCACAGAGGACGGACAAAUGGACACUUCAGGGCUUCAGACACCUCAGAAGGAGCUCAUGCUCCAGAGAGGGGAAGGGCACGUGGGCUGUGGCCAUUUGGCACAUGAAUGAGGGCAGCACAUUUGGGAAGACUGGGCCUUUAGCCUGGUAGAG
This is a messenger RNA of Cebus imitator (Panamanian white-faced capuchin), 1700 nucleotides long. It is a transcript of the gene CCDC24, whose product is annotated as coiled-coil domain containing 24. NCBI's taxonomy places the organism in Eukaryota, Metazoa, Chordata, Mammalia, Primates, Cebidae. The transcript is spliced from 9 exons. Bases 167 to 1654 code for a protein of 495 amino acids. The record is from RefSeq and is a predicted model, not a curated record.